AUGCCAAUUGCAAAGUCGGUAGUUCGUCGUUGCAUGGAUAGAGUAUUUGAAGUGGCAGAUGAUAAUGAAGAUAUAGACGUGAGUGGAAGCUUCAGUCAACCUUUAAAGAGCACCCCCGGCAGUGCUGUCAGGAGCAGUCCGGCAACGCUUCGACAAAAUAAGUGGACUCCACCUGAUUCGUUGACAUGGCGUUUUGCGAUGUCUUUCGCGAAUGCCUCUGUUGAUUACGAUUUUGGACCGCAUGGAUUUGCUCAAGUAUGGCUCGAGUUCGUGAAACGACUGCGCACCUAUUACGACAGUACAAAAGACUUACCAGGACUGGGUAAUGUUACGCAACCAAAUCUGUCUCAUUGCCUUCUACAUCAGAAAAUCCAGAUGCUCCAAUGCUGUAUUUCUGCGAAGAGAAGACGGCAUGAAUUAUAUGAUAACACCAAAGAUUUUGGCGGAGACGAGUUUUUCGAUGCUCAGUCAGAUCAAUCUGAUGCGGAUUCUUCGAGUACCGGCGUUCAGAAAAGUGGUGCGGCGAAUAACUGCGUCAAGGCCAGCAAGCCUUCGUCGAUUCAGGAACCUUCUGGACGUCUUCAUCCUUUUGGAGAAAUGCGAUUGCUCAAACACAAAGACACACCACUUUACGAUCGUAGCCCAAUGACGGAAGACAUGGUUGAUGAAUAUGCAAACUAUCUUUCAUCAUUGGACGACGGAGAAGCGAGAGUUCGAGCACAGUUGGACGUCCUUUGCAGUGACAUGCAAGCAUUUAAGGUGUUGUGUUGGCUCAGUCACAGCGAUGUUGCUGCUUCAUUCUUUGUAAACUGCCGGGUGCCGGUGAAUCCAAAGUGUUGCCUUAGAAGAUUUUUUAUCCGAUGGCACUCACCCAAGGACUGGAUAGAGGAGGAAGAAUGCUUGUCAGAAAGGAUGCAACUCCCUGACAAUACUUGGGUAAAAUGUUGGAAUGAAGCCAUGCCAAUUCCUGUGAUAAAUCAAGCACGCUUGUUCAAUGAAUCGAAGAUAGCUGAGGAGAUUCUAUCGCUACUGGAGAAUGCAACGGUUCAACAGAUGGUGGAUUUUAUUCGCCCGGUUCUGUUCGUUGCAGCUGUUGUCCAAGUUGUUCAAAGAGGAAAAUGUGUGAGAAAUCUACUCAACAAAGAGGUUUUGGCUGAUUCAGUGUAUCGCGCUAAUCGAAAGACGAUUUUAUGGAAGCUUUUGAAGCAUUUGAAGGCUGCGGAACUUUUUCUUUCCCAGUAUUCGAGUCUUCACAGCAAGCUACGAGUCUUUGAGCACAUAGGUAACUUGAUAGAGCCACCAACGGAAGACGACCUCUUCAGUUUUAUAACAUCUCUUAUUGAGGACGCUUCAGCUAAAAGGGAAUCUAUCGAGCGGAACGUUAUCUCUCGGGGCGUCCCUAUUUUUGGUGCAUCUGAUGGACCACUCGGUAACGCCGUUCGAAUCAUGAUGGAACGAGACGAUGUAACGGGUGGAAAAUUACCCGCCCCAUCGCGAAGACAGUACAUCAUAAGGUGGACGGUGCCGCGACCAUCAGCGUGCAGUCGUCUGGUACCUCAACGCUUAUUUGCUUCCAUUGAGCAGGACGAAUUUCGGUUAUGUGGUGCUUUUGCUGAAGACUCUGUAAUUCGACGUCAACGUGAUAAGAGCGAAUUCGUUCGUGGCUCUUUGGGGACACGGCCUAUGGAAAUGGAUUCUCCAUGUUUCACAUCUACGGGCGGGAUUUGUGUUGUUACUUUUUUGGUGAAGGCAUUGUCUUGGGGUUUUGUUGAAUUCUUACGAAAGUGUUGCUGGUGGAGGCCCAAUGACGGUUUCAUCAAGAUCUUUGUUUGCCUGUCGUGGAAGAGUUUGGUGGUCUGUAGCUAG
Ostertagia ostertagi is the source of this 1866-nucleotide messenger RNA. The record is from the annotation of a GenBank genome assembly. NCBI's taxonomy places the organism in Eukaryota, Metazoa, Nematoda, Chromadorea, Rhabditida, Trichostrongylidae.